AUGACCGAAUCGUGCUGCUCCCCUUGCUGCCAGCCAACGUGCUGCAGGACCACCUGCUGCAGGACCACCUGCUGCCAGCCCAGCUGCUGCGGGACCACCUGCUGCCGGCACAGCUGCCGCGGGUGCGGCGGCGGCUGCGGGUCCAGCUGCUGUGGGUCCUGCUGCUGCCAGCCUUGCUGCUGCCGCCCAACUUGCUGCCAGACCACCUGCUGCAGGACCACCUGCUGCCGGCCCAGCUGCUGUGUGUCCAGCUGCUGUCAGCCCAGCUGCUGUGGGUCCAGCGGCUGCGGACAAACUUGCUGUGGCUCCAGCUGCUGUCAGCCAGCCUGCUGUACCCCUGUGUACUGCACGAGGACCUGCUACCACCCCACCUGUUGCUGCUUGCCUGGAUGCCUCGCCCAGGGCUGUGGAUCCAGCUGCUGCUAG
This is a messenger RNA of Mustela lutreola (European mink), 426 nucleotides long. RefSeq names its product keratin-associated protein 9-2-like. The transcript is spliced from 2 exons. Bases 1 to 426 code for a protein of 141 amino acids. NCBI's taxonomy places the organism in Eukaryota, Metazoa, Chordata, Mammalia, Carnivora, Mustelidae. The record is from RefSeq and is a predicted model, not a curated record. Gene Ontology annotation, cellular component: keratin filament.